Molecule: messenger RNA, 2312 nt
Organism: Malania oleifera
Lineage: Eukaryota; Viridiplantae; Streptophyta; Magnoliopsida; Santalales; Ximeniaceae
Product: lycopene epsilon cyclase, chloroplastic
Exons: 12
Coding region: 161-1690 (509 amino acids)
Biological process (GO): carotenoid biosynthetic process
Molecular function (GO): oxidoreductase activity, acting on paired donors, with incorporation or reduction of molecular oxygen
Source: RefSeq, a predicted model, not a curated record
UUCCCUAUCCCUUACCAAGAGACAGCCAGAAAACAGAGAGGGAGACUGACAGAGUAGAACAGGGUCAUACACUGUGAAAGAGAGAGAGAGGGAGAGAGAACAUUGUGACGGUAAUGGAGAGGAACCCGAGAUUUUGAAGGAGAAGGUGAAAGCGCCAGUGAUGAUGGAGUGUCUCGGAGCUCGAAACUUCGCAGCAAUGGCGGUUUUUUCUCCCUGCGUCGCACGCUGGUCGCGAAGGAGGAGGAGCCUCAUUACAGUGAAGCACACCCGUGCGAUGUACGGACAAGGUUCGUGUGUAAGGUCUCUCCGAGCCAGGGCCGGCGCACGCAACGAGAGUUGCGUCGACGUGAAGGAAUGUUUCGCCGACGAGGAAGAUUACAUAAAGGCCGGCGGUUCUGAGCUUCUCUUUGUUCAAAUGCAGCAGAACAAAGCCAUGGAGAAACAGUCUAAACUCGCAGAUAAGUUGCCACAAAUAUCAACUGGAGAUAGUAUAAUGGAUUUAGUGGUGAUUGGUUGUGGUCCUGCUGGUCUUGCCCUUGCUGCAGAAUCAGCUAAGUUAGGAUUGAAUGUUGGACUUAUUGGGCCAGAUCUCCCUUUUACAAACAACUAUGGUGUAUGGGAAGAUGAAUUCAGAGAUCUUGGACUUGAAGGGUGCAUUGAACAUGUUUGGCGGGAUACUGUGGUAUAUCUUGAUGAUGGUGAUCCCAUUAUGAUUGGCCGUGCUUAUGGAAGAGUUAGUCGACGCUUGCUGCAUGAGGAGCUGUUGAAAAGGUGUGUCGAGUCAGGUGUCUCAUAUCUUUGCUCUAAAGUGGAAAGGAUUGUUGAAGCUACCAAUGGCCAUAGUCUUGUAGCUUGCGAACACGAUAUUGUUGUUCCGUGCAGGCUUGCUACUGUUGCAUCUGGAGCAGCUUCUGGGAAACUCUUGCAGUAUGAGGUGGGUGGCCCCAGAGUUUCUGUGCAAACAGCCUAUGGUCUGGAGGUUGAGGACCUAUCAUCGGGGAAGACGAUUGGCACUGCUAAAGCGUAUGAGGGACUCUACUACUUUGAGAAGGUCGAAAAUAAUCCAUAUGAUCCUAGCCUGAUGGUUUUCAUGGACUAUAGAGAUUAUAUUAAACAAAAAGUUCAGUUUUUAGAAGUGCAUUAUCCAACAUUUCUAUAUGCUAUGCCCAUGUCACAAACAAGAGUUUUUUUUGAGGAAACCUGUUUGGCUUCUAAAGAUGCCAUGCCUUUUGAUCUAUUGAAGAAAAGACUCAUGUCAAGGUUAGAGACAAUGGGAAUUCAAAUCAUAAAAACUUAUGAAGAGGAAUGGUCUUAUAUUCCAGUUGGUGGAUCCUUGCCAAAUACAGCCCAAAAAACCAUUGCAUUUGGUGCUGCUGCCAGUAUGGUGCAUCCUGCAACAGGUUAUUCAGUUGUGAGAUCAUUGUCGGAGGCCCCAAAAUAUGCUUCUAAGAUUGCAAAUAUUUUGAAGCGUGAUCAUUCCAAGGACACACUUUCUCGUGUUAGCUGCACUGGAACUCUUUCGGUGCAAGCAUGGAAUACCCUUUGGCCACAAGAAAGGAAACGACAAAGAGCAUUCUUUCUCUUUGGACUAGCGCUCAUUUUGCAACUGGACAUUGAGGGCAUUAGAACAUUCUUCCAUACAUUCUUCCGCUUACCUAAAUGUUGUUCACGUUGGGGGGGAACCAAAUGAUGCCCUUCUGCUUGAUUUGGAAAUCAGCUAGCCGUGAGUGUUAUGAAAUAGGAGAUGAACAUUAAAGAAGAGCGAUGGUUAUGCAUGUGAUUUCAAUCUCCAAGCAUACAAUUACAGUAUCAGCAGUGACUAUUUUGUGAAUAGAUUUCUGGUUAUGUGAAUGGUUUGCUUGAAACUAAUCAGUGUGUUGAAAUGGAAUGGAUUGGGAGUGGAUUAAUAAAUGAAAUUUAUAUGUAAACAUGCAAACUUAUAAAGACCAAUUCUUAAGUGCCUUGUAAGUAAAUGGGUGAUUGGCUUGGGUUGGCUUGCAGGAUGUGGGAGGGAUUUCUUGGAUCCACUCUAUCGUCAGCGGACCUUGUACUAUUUGCCUUGUAUAUGUUUGUUAUAGCGCCAAAUGACAUGAGAAAGUGCUUGAUCAGGCAUUUGCUCUCUGAUCCCACUGGAGCAACCAUGUUGAGAACUUUCCUCGCCAUAUAGUUUUGACUGCUCCCAGAAUUUCUACAUAUUUGUAUAUACAUCUAACACAUACUUUUUAUGUAUCUUUCUUUCGUUUUUCUUUGGUAAAGACACUUCACUUGCAUGCUAAAUUUAAAUGCGAUGGUACUUAUGUUCUUUUUCUAAA